This is a messenger RNA of Erinaceus europaeus (western European hedgehog), 4223 nucleotides long. It is a transcript of the gene SSTR1, whose product is annotated as somatostatin receptor 1. Lineage: Eukaryota; Metazoa; Chordata; Mammalia; Eulipotyphla; Erinaceidae. The transcript has 2 exons. Gene Ontology annotation, cellular component: membrane; neuron projection. The record is from RefSeq and is a predicted model, not a curated record. The coding region runs from base 551 to 1615 and encodes 354 amino acids. Gene Ontology annotation, molecular function: somatostatin receptor activity; neuropeptide binding. Gene Ontology annotation, biological process: neuropeptide signaling pathway; cellular response to estradiol stimulus.
AGGCAGAGCCUUUCACAGCUGCAAACACCUAGCUGGGUUUUCAGCACUGCACAGCACCGCACCACAGGGAACAGAGGGGGCCUCUGACUCCAGGGGUGCUCCCGAGCCGAAUCCUCCCACAGGCCCUACUCCUGGGGAGACGCUGGCGGCUUCCUAAGCUCUAUGCAAAGAUUUGCGAUGUUUUGCUCAGGUUCCUGAACACUGCCCGCCCCCCCCCCCCCGCGAAAAUCUGCGGGCGGCGGUGGUGGUGUAAAGCAGAAAGCCCCUAACGCACGGCUGCGGUCCUGCCUCCCCAGAAGUGUUUAGCAUCAGUCCCAGCGGCUCCCAGAAUAUCUGCGUGGGCGCAGGCGCUGGCGCUGGCACUGGCGCGGGGUCCGGCGCGGAGCCCGGAGUUGGAGCGGAGGAGCGCGAAGCAGGUCGCCGCACUCGCAGACCGCAGGGGCACUGGCACUGUGCCCCUGCCAGCUGCGCCCAGGUCCGCCCGCAGGGAGCGCGCUGGCCCGGGCCCGGCAGCUGCGCUGGAGCCAGCGGCGGCGGCGGCGGCGGCGGCAUGGAGGAGCCGAGCAGAAACGCCUCCCAGAACGGGACCCUGAGCGAGGGCCAGGGCAGCGCCAUCCUCAUCUCCUUCAUCUACUCCGUGGUGUGCCUGGUAGGGCUGUGCGGAAACUCCAUGGUCAUCUACGUGAUCCUGCGCUACGCCAAGAUGAAGACGGCCACCAACAUCUACAUCCUCAACCUGGCCAUCGCCGACGAGCUGCUGAUGCUCAGCGUGCCCUUCCUGGUCACCUCCACGCUGCUCCGCCACUGGCCCUUCGGCUCCCUGCUCUGCCGCCUGGUGCUCAGCGUGGACGCGGUCAACAUGUUCACCAGCAUCUACUGUCUGACCGUGCUCAGCGUGGACCGCUACGUGGCCGUGGUGCACCCCAUCAAGGCGGCGCGCUACCGACGGCCCACGGUGGCCAAGGUGGUCAACCUGGGCGUGUGGGUCCUGUCGUUGCUGGUCAUCUUGCCCAUCGUGGUCUUCUCGCGCACGGCGGCCAACAGCGACGGCACGGUGGCCUGUAACAUGCUCAUGCCCGAGCCGGCCCAGCGCUGGCUGGUGGGCUUCGUGCUGUACACUUUCCUCAUGGGCUUCCUGCUGCCCGUCGGGGCCAUCUGUCUGUGCUACGUGCUCAUUAUCGCCAAGAUGCGCAUGGUGGCCCUCAAGGCCGGCUGGCAGCAGCGCAAGCGCUCGGAGCGCAAGAUCACCCUGAUGGUGAUGAUGGUGGUCAUGGUGUUCGUCAUCUGCUGGAUGCCUUUCUACGUGGUGCAGCUGGUCAACGUGUUCGCCGAGCAGGAUGACGCCACGGUCAGCCAGCUGUCAGUCAUCCUGGGCUAUGCCAACAGCUGCGCCAACCCCAUCCUCUACGGCUUCCUCUCGGACAACUUCAAGCGCUCCUUCCAGCGCAUUCUGUGUCUCAGCUGGAUGGACAACGCGGCCGAGGAGCCCGUCGACUACUACGCCACGGCGCUCAAGAGCCGCGCCUACAGCGUGGAGGACUUCCAGCCCGAGAACCUGGAGUCGGGCGGCGUCUUCCGCAACGGGACCUGCACGUCGCGGAUCACCACCCUCUGAGUGCGGGGCGGAGGAGACGCGGGGCCGGGCUGCGGGAGGGCAAAGGACCCCGGGGCUCCAGGGGUGCAGUGUUAACACCCGGGGGGCGGGGCGCGGUGUGGGGGGAGCGUGUCCCAGAGGAGGCCCCGGGCUCUGGGCAGACCAGCUGGGAGGAAUGGUAACUCUCGCCCUCCCUCCUCCUGCUCCCUUGCGCGCAGUUUGCGACCCCCUCUCUGCUCCCUGCCGGGUAUGUAACUUAGUCUUUCCACUCCCCUGGUCCAGUCAGGUUUAGGUCAGGAACUGGCGGAAAGUCACCCACCCACCCUGCCUGCCUGCCUGCCUACCCCAACCACUCCGUUCUUUCUGUUUGUAGGUGAGCAAGACUUUUUGGUCAGGGGCGACCCCCCCGCCAGCCUGGAGCCCCGCCCUGCAAAGCCCUUGGGCCCUCAGAUUUCGGCCUUGUCCACCUACCCAAGUCUGGGGGACCUCUGCUCUUCCUUGGAGCAGCCCUGCAGAGAGAAAAGUAGGGCUGGAGAAUGAACUAGGAAGACUGACCUCCUCUCUCUCUCUCUCUCUCUCUCUCUCAUUUUUUAUUAGAUAGGACCGAGAGAAAUUGAGAGAGGAGGGGAGAUGGAGAGAGACAUCUGAAGCCCACUCGUGAAGCAGACCCCCCCCCCCAAGCUAGGGAGUGAGAGCUCCAACCCAGGUCCUUGAAUUUGGUCAAAUGUGUGCUUAACCGGGUGCACAAUGUAGUGCACCAUGGCCCAGAAGGUUGGUCUUUUUUCUAGGUUGCCCUCUUCCCAGAGCCUCCAGGAAUCACUCCCAUUCCACCCAGAGCGGAGCCAGGUGCUUAGUAAAAUCGGUCCCGCGCUUUGAACCCUAGGCAUUUUGCAGACCCCAGCCCAAGGCUCAGAGAGAGAGAGACACACACAGAGAGAGAGAGAGAGACAGAGAGAGAUAUGAGAGCAAGUGACCAAGAGAUUUUAGAAUGUCCUGUGGUCUCAAGGCCACUCUUCCCUAGUGCUCUUGGGGAAAAAAAGAAAGAAAGGAAGAAAGAAAGAAAGAGGAGAGAGAAAAAAGAGAAAGGAAGAGAGAGAGGAGAGAAAGAAAAGAGAAAGGAAGAAAGAGAGAGAGAGAGAGAGAGAGAGAGAGAGAGAGAGAGAAAGGAGCACUCUCUCUGCAGCUGCCUGGGAGCAAGGCUGCAGCUCAGCGCUAUCCCUUUUCCAAGCUUCAGGAGUUGCCUCAGAAAACAGACAAACUGAGCUUCCUGCUCUGGACACCGCGAAGCUCCGCCUCCCGGGCCCUCCCGGAGCCACUGUGGCACCGGCAGCCUUGGGCCACCCUGAGCUGCAGGCUAGAGAGUCCCACCUGUUGGCCCAAGAGUUGUUGCCUUCCAAGCGGUGCCUAAUAAGUCCUUUUGUCAGUGAACAUCUACGUCAUUCAUUUGUGGUGUUUCAAAUGUGUCUCUGCUUGGUUUUGUUUUUGUUUUUCCUCUACCUUUUCUUCCACACACAGGGCCUGGGGCAGAGGUGGCCAGAAGAGGUCGGGAGUAAGUUAUCUCCCCCUGAAUCUGAAACUUGGAGUGGGGUGGGGUGGGAGGGCUCUUCUCUGUGUUGGGCCCUCUUUUCUUAUCCUGUUCUGUGGCUUUUCUAUUUUUGCCCGUAUUCAAUAAAAUCUGGAGGGUUUUUUUUUUCAUACUUUUCUCAUGUAGUCUCCUGUUUGUCUUAUAAUGAUGACAAAUUAUGCAGAGUGGAAAGUUCUGAAGCUUUAACUCUCAAUGCCACUCUUUCUAUAUAUAAUUUGAGUAAAUGUAUCUAUCUUUCCCCAUUGUUAUGAGUCCACAAGAUCAUUGCCAAAUGCUGUCACUGAAAAUAACAGGUGUGAGACCAGCUGGAACACUCUCAGAUAAGGGACUUGAGACAGCAGGUAAACUUGGAACUGAGAAAUCUGAUCCAGACAGACGUGAAUAAGUGCUGGGGUUUGUGCUCAUGUUCCCGCUUCCUCCAGACUCCAGCAUAUGUGAUACAAUCUUGUUAAGUCAUCACAUCAUUUUGAGAACAUUAAAAGUUGAGUCAUUUAAAUCUAUGUUUAAUCUUCCCCAAAACAUUGGAAGCCUGUGCAGGUCAAGAACCAAUCCUUUUAUUUCUUUGUAUUGCUUUUGUAUACUGGCUUGUACAUAGUAGGCACUUAGAUACAUGCUUGUUGGUUAAGUGUUGAAGUAAGUCAGAGUGUAUUGCAACCAUCCAGAGGCACAUCCUCUGGGGUUCUCAGGUUCUCUUAUUGCUAUGAUAAACAAUAGCUGAAAUGAUAAUGGGGGGAAAAAAGAUAUUGUGUAUAUCUGUUUCAAAAACAUCAUCCUUUCCUAAAAGCAGUAGGCAAGAGUUAAACUUCACCCUGAGGUGUUAUUUAAACUAAUGAACACAUAAGCUUUUGCUCACACAUCAGAAAAUUGAGAUUUAUCCCUUCAGAAUAUUUAUUAUUGCUCCUUUAGAAAAACAGAUUUUUUAAAUCAUUAAAACAGAUAAAUUUACACAUCAAAUCUCGGUCAUUAUCCUCUUAAGAGUUUACAAAGACAGUGUUCUUAACCUGCUACCACUGUAAUAUUAACUCAAUAAACUUACAGAUACGU